UUGCUUGAAAAACUGUUCAUGCAAAGUUGCUUUGUUUAAAAAUGAUUUAGGCUAUAAUUGAAAGACUGGUUGCUUAUUAUUGUUUGAAGUCUUUUCUAUUAUCAAUAAUGACGGGGGGUUUGAUAACAUCACCGUGUUUCUUGAAGUGCAGAAGUCUCCAACUGGAGAGUAUCCUACUCCUUCACCAACAUAUUCUCCUCAACAGCAAUCAAGGCAUGUCAAAAUUAUAUUGGGAUCUAGUCUCGGAGCUUUCUUUGGUGUAUUUUUUGUGGUUGCCUGCUGCUUUUUUCUUUUUAGAAAUAAGCGAGAAUUCAAGGAACUUGAUGAGUUCUUCGUUGAUCAAGUACCAAGGAUGCCUGUUAGAUUAUCUAACGAAGAAUUGAGUGUUAUGACAAGCAAUUUCAAUAAUAAGCUUGGCAAAGGAGGAUUUGGGUUAGUGUUUCAAGAGACAUUAAGUGAUGGCACCAAAAUCGCGGUGAAGCAUCUCAAUGGUUUUGGUCAAGUUAAGAAGUCAUUCUUAGUUGAAGUAGAGCCAAUAGGCAGCACUCACCAUGUCAACUUGGUGAGAUUAAUUGGAUUUUGUGCUCAAAAAUCAUAUAAGCUUCUAGUUUACGAGUACAUGUCCAAUGAAUGCUUGGAUACAUGGAUCUUCCAUAGGCACCAGGAGCUCACUCUUGGGUGGCAAUCCAGAAAGAAGAUCAUCAUGGAUAUAGCCAAUGGACUAAACUAUCUCCAUGAGGAUUGUAGGCAAAAAAUACUUCACUUGGAUAUCAAACCCCAAAACGUUCUCUUAGAUGAAUACUUCAAUGUGAAAAUUGCUGAUUUUGGAUUGUCAAAACUAAUUGACAAGGACCAAAGCCAAGUUGUAACAGUGAUCGGGUUGUAG
This is a messenger RNA of Camellia sinensis, 886 nucleotides long. The record is from RefSeq and is a predicted model, not a curated record. NCBI's taxonomy places the organism in Eukaryota, Viridiplantae, Streptophyta, Magnoliopsida, Ericales, Theaceae.